CUGUGACGCAGUUCCAAGGAAAUCCCCAAGCUGACAAGUACGCUUGCAGUUCACAAGACAACACUUCCGACAAGCAAGGCUCCAUCGAGUAAACAUUCGUAAAACCAGGCUUUGAGUUUUGGUUAGGUCUACCUCGAAGACUACCGAAACAUUCUACUACUGUCAGGCUGUCAUCUUGGGUGAAUACAGUCGUGACUCGCAAGAAGGCGUCGGAUUGUAGCCUACUCGGCGUGAAAUAAUUAAAUUAACUUCAUUGCGGAAGUGAAGCUCGGAAGGCUCCAAGACGGCGACCAACGGAGUAAAGACCUCUCUCAACAGCAACGACAACAGGCCUAUAGAAAACACGCACCUUGCAGCAGAAAUGUACGGCAUGACGGGGAUGCCAGAUCUUCUGCCGCCCACGGGCGCACUCCAGCCGACCAGCAUGGUGCUCUCCGCCCCAAUGAAUGGCCCUGGUAAUCACAACGCGCACCACCGCCAUCCACCACUCCAGAGGAUUUCACAGCGGCCACCCAAACUUGGCCAGAUUGGACGGUCAAAGAGAGUGGACCUGGAGGACGAAGACCUGGACCUCCUCAUGAACAACAACAACAACAGCAACAGCAGGAGGUUCGCUGCAUCUAUGGAGGUGUCACCUGUUGCCUAGUGACACCCAGAGACUGCUGUGCCAAAAUACUACUCACCAUCUUCCCAGAAGCCCAUUGUCUUAAAAACAAACAAACAAACAAACAAGCAAACAAACAA
Engraulis encrasicolus (European anchovy) is the source of this 744-nucleotide messenger RNA. RefSeq lists its product as uncharacterized. Gene Ontology annotation, molecular function: protein kinase inhibitor activity. Lineage: Eukaryota; Metazoa; Chordata; Actinopteri; Clupeiformes; Engraulidae. The record is from RefSeq and is a predicted model, not a curated record. The coding region runs from base 362 to 646 and encodes 94 amino acids. The transcript is spliced from 3 exons.